Messenger RNA from Elaeis guineensis (African oil palm), 1377 nucleotides. The record is from RefSeq and is a predicted model, not a curated record. Lineage: Eukaryota; Viridiplantae; Streptophyta; Magnoliopsida; Arecales; Arecaceae.
UCGUGGUUUCCAAGUUUCAAGCUCCAUCCGUCCACCGCUCCCAAGAGAGAGAUCGGGAACACCGAUCCGACUGUGAGGAGAGAAAGAGCGAAAGAUGAGCGGCGGAGAUCUUCAUCUGCCACCGGGGUUCCGGUUCCAUCCGACGGAUGAGGAGCUCAUGAUGCACUAUCUCUGCCGGAAAUGCGCCGCCCUGCCCCUUGCCGUUCCCAUCAUCGCCGAGAUCGACCUCUACAAGUUCGACCCCUGGCAACUCCCCGGGAUGGCGUUGCAUGGGGAGAAGGAGUGGUAUUUUUUCUCGCCGAGGGAUAGGAAGUAUCCGAACGGGUCGAGGCCGAACCGGGCUGCCGGUUCGGGUUACUGGAAGGCGACCGGGGCGGACAAGCCGAUCGGGACGCCGAAGCCGGUGGGGAUAAAGAAGGCAUUGGUGUUCUAUUCUGGGAAGGCGCCCAGGGGGCUGAAGACCAACUGGAUCAUGCACGAGUACCGGCUAGCGGACGUCGACCGGUCCGCCCGCAAAAAGAACAGCCUCCGGCUGGACGAUUGGGUGUUGUGCCGGAUCUACAACAAAAAAGGCGGCGCGGAGAAGGCGGCGGGAUCCGAUCGGAAGGCGGCCGGUUCGAGAACUGUCGUGCUGCCGGAGCCUGAGCGGAAGCCGGUGUUCGUCCCGCACGUGCCAGAUCUCGUGCACUUCGAUCCGGCGGACUCCAUGCCGAGGCUACACGCGGACUCGAGCUGCUCGGAGCAAGUGCUGUCACCGGAGGUCACGUGGGAGAGAGAGGUCCAGAGCCAGCCGCAGGCAGCGUGGAGUCACUGGGAGAAGGCCCUCAACGUUCCGCUUAAUAACGACGGUGCCGCUGCCGCGGCCGGUGGGGUUGAGUUCUUCCCGCAGCUCGAACCGGGUUCGCUCGAACCCGAGUUCAGUGACCCGCUCCAGGACAUCCUCAUGUAUCUGGGCAAGCCCUUCUGAACCGGCACGUGAGAGGAAGGGCGCUUGCUAAAGUACGCAGUUGUGGGACUCUGUUGAGUCGGAGUCACUCAGGCGAGCCGCAGUGGAAUCGGAGGAUGUGUAGCCGUCGGAUCAUGAUCUGAUGGAGCUGAUGUAGAAGUGAUGUGGUGGCGAUGAGACCGUGUGGCUCCGACUCGUGGGUGGAGGUUUGGUGGGUUACUGGGUUGUGGAUGUGUGUAAAAGUCAUACCGUCGAUAAAGAAAAUUGGGUGGGUUAAAGUCAUACCGUUGAUAAAGAAAAUUUUGUCUACUUGGGGUUAUGUAAGUGUUAUAAAUUACAAGUUCUUAUGAAAGGAUUUUUGUUAUUUUCUGGAUGAUGUUGGGUUGCUUUAGUUUUAGAAUUUCUGAUAUCAGUCCUAAGUUUAAAAAAAA